Messenger RNA from Habropoda laboriosa, 5046 nucleotides. It is a transcript of the gene Mcr, whose product is annotated as CD109 antigen. NCBI's taxonomy places the organism in Eukaryota, Metazoa, Arthropoda, Insecta, Hymenoptera, Apidae. The record is from RefSeq and is a predicted model, not a curated record. Gene Ontology annotation, cellular component: extracellular region. The transcript is spliced from 6 exons. The coding region runs from base 25 to 4932 and encodes 1635 amino acids. Gene Ontology annotation, molecular function: protein binding; endopeptidase inhibitor activity.
AAUUAAUUGUGAUAUGUUGAUUUGAUGAGGAAAAAUAAUUCUUCCGAGAAAAUGUGGAUCUGGAUUUUGGUAUUAACCUUCGCUUGCGGGAACGGCCAGUUCUCGCAAGAUCCGAUAGAAUCGACGCGCACUCCUUGGAACCGAUUUGAUGAUAGAGAUUCAACUGGAUUUGGACUACGAAAUUCUGGCAAUCCAACUGACAAUAUUAUCAUAAAAGAGGCUACUUACUUUGUGGUCACAUCUAGAAUGGUUAGACCAGGACAGAUCUACCGUUUAGCUGUAAAUGUCUUAUACAGUCCAAUACCAAUGAUGGUACGUGCAUCCAUUCAAAGAAAUGGUGUGGAGAUUGCUGCAGAUUUUCAAGAAGUGAAGGAAGGCAUACCAGAAACUUUAAUGAUGAGAUUGCCACCUACAUCUCUCAAUGGAAACUAUAAAUUAAGGGUAGAAGGAACAUUCAACAGUUUAACUGGUGGUCAAGCAUUUUUGAAUGAGACCAAACUUAUAUUUUCUCAAAGAUCAAUGACCAUUUUUAUUCAAUUGGACAAACCUGUAUACAUGCAGGGAGAAAGUGUGAAAUUUAGAACUAUACCUAUAGACACUGAACUCAAAGCAUUUAAUAAUCCCAUUGAUGUAUAUAUGUUAGAUCCAUACAGAAGAAUAAUGAGAAGAUGGUUAAGUAGACAGAGCAAUUUAGGAACAGUAUCUUUAUCAUACCAACUCUCUGAUCAACCUGUUUUUGGAGAAUGGAUUAUACAGGUGAUAGCACAAAGCCAAGUUGAGGAAAAAACUUUCAUGGUUGAGGAAUAUUAUCAAACACGUUUUGAAGUUAAUGUUACAAUGCCAGCAUUUUUCUUUGACAAUGAUCCAUACAUAUAUGGCACAGUUCAAGCAAACUAUACCAGUGGUGCUCCAGUGAGAGGAAAUUUGACUCUAAAAGCAAGCUUCAAAUCAUUGGAUAGAAUACAUACAGAAUCUGAUUCUGAACCUGCAGAAAGAUACUUCUACUUUGAUGAGUAUUAUCCUUCCUGGUUAAAAGUAUCAACCUUUUAUGAAAAUACAGUUCCUGUACUAAGAUUUUUCAAUGGAACAUAUCAUUUUCGAUAUCCAAUGUCAGAAUUAUUAAAUUAUGUGCCUACUGCAAGUGGAGUGGAGGUUACUGUGGUUGCAACAGUUGGUGAAAGAUUUUUGGAGGAAAUAAUCACAGGAUACUCUUCAGCCCGAAUUUUUAAUUCUACCACGAAAAUACGAUUCUUAGGCGGCACACCACAAGUUUUUAAACCUGCAAUGCCAUUUACUGUGAAUUUAGUUGCGUCGUUCCACGAUAAUUCUGCAUUAAGGGCAUCACAACUGAAAGGAGCUGUAAUGGAAAUUCGCGCGGACAUUGACAUGAAAACAGGUGGUCGUAGAACACUAGAAACACAAUAUCUAAAACAUACACCAGACAACGAGGAUAUUUGGUCUACUAAAAUUGAUCUAAGAAAACAGCUUGGACUUGAACAUAAUGUAGAUCAAGCUCAGCAAAUUCUCAAUGAUAUCGCGUCCAUGAAAGUCUUCGCCUAUCUAACUGACGGAGAAGGAUUCAGAACACAAGCUGAAUUAUUGUUACUCGCUCAUGAAUCACCAAAUCAGCAGCAUAUCAAAAUCUUGACAUCUACUGAGAAACCCAAAGUCGGAGAAUACAUGAUAUUCCAUGUUCAAACAAAUUUUUACAUUGAUACUUUCAACUAUCUAAUUAUGGCAAAGGGUAUGAUACUUUUAACUGGACAGGAUAACAUGCAACACAACAUAAAGACGUUUGCCGUGCCUCUCAGCGCAGAAAUGGCGCCUGUUGCAACUGUUGUUGUAUAUAAUAUUGGACAGUAUGGCAGCGUUGUAGCAGACUCUUUAACUUUCCCAGUAAAUGGUAUUUCACGCAAUAAUUUUACUGUAUUCAUUAACAAUAAAAAAGCCAGAACAGGUGAAAAUGUUGAAGUAGCCAUUUAUGGAGAACCAGGAGCGUAUGUCGCUCUUUCAGGUAUAGAUAGAUCUUUUUACACGAUGCAAGCUGGAAACGAAUUAACGUACGCCAACGUGAUAUCAAAAAUGGCACGUUUCGACGAAGAAACAAACGGCACUCAUUCUCAUACUUGGUUAUUCCAUGAAGGCGACCCAGAUGAAAGCGUUCAUUUCCCGUCUUCAACGUUUGGCAUAGACGUUAACAGAACAUUCGAAUACAUUGGAUUAAUAGUCUACACAGAUGCCUUUAUUUAUAGAAGACCCGAUAACUGCAAUGCAACUCAAGGAUUUGGAGAAUGCCUCUCUGGAAGAUGUUACAGAUUGGAUAAAAAGUGCGAUGGAGUGUUUGAUUGCGAAGAUGGUACUGACGAAGCGGUCUGUGAAUACAGAAACGCUAGUGACGUAGCACUCUUUAGAAAAUGGCGGUUCAAUAGGCUACAAAGACAGUACGAAAAUGUCUGGUUGUGGAAAGAUAUCAAUAUAGGUCCUCAUGGUAGACACAUUUUUAAUAUCGAUGUACCAAGAAGACCGGUUCACUGGAUGGUUACGGCGUUUAGUAUGUCUCCAAGCAUAGGCUUUGGCAUGUUGCCCAAAGCCAUAGAAUACAUGGGAGUUUUGCCAUUCUACAUUAAUGUAGAAAUGCCCACUCACAGCAGGCAAGGAGAACAGAUUGGCAUUCGUGUCUCGAUCUUUAAUUAUUUGCGUUAUAACAUUGAAGCGCUAGUAGUGUUGGCUGGUUCUACAGAUUACAAGUUUAUCCAUGUUGAAGAUAAUGGUAUUGUACAAUCGUACAAACCUCGGACGUCUUUUGGUGAACAUCAGUUCUUCAUUUGGAUCCAUGCUCAAGAUGCUGCUAUUGUCUACCUGCCUAUUGUACCAAUAAAACUUGGAGAUAUCAAAGUGCACAUUUACGCCACCUCUGUAAUUGGAAGAGACUCGGUUACACGUAAUUUGCAUGUAGAAGCUGAUGGCCUUCCUCAACGCAGACAUCAAUCCAUUUUACUUGAUCUCAGUAAUCGUGCCUACGUGUUCCAAUACAUGCACGUUAACAUCACAGAAACUCCAAUCAUACCUUAUGAUGAAAAUCGUUAUUAUGUAUUUGGAUCGAAUAAGGCAGUUAUAAGUUUGGUCGGAGACGUGGUUGGGCCAAUUUUCCCAACAAUGCCUGUUAAUGCUACAAGCCUCAUGGAUCUUCCUAUGGACUGUGCAGAACAAAAUAUGUUCAGUUUUGCGGCUAAUCUGUACACAACAUUGUAUAUGCGUUUAGUUAACCAACGUAACAGAACGCAAGAGAAACAAAGUUUCCAUUACAUGAAUAUUGGUUACCAAAGGCAACUGUCCUUCAUGAAUCCUGAUGGAUCAUUCAGUCUAUUCCGUAGCGAUUGGAAUCAGUCCUCUCCAAGCGUUUGGCUAACAGCAUACUGUGCUCGUGUUUUACAAGAAGCACGUUUCUACGAAUGGGAGAACUACCUUUAUGUCGAUCCUGAUGUAAUUGCCCAAGCUGUGUCUUGGAUAUUGAAACACCAAACACCUGAGGGAUCAUUUUAUGAAGUUACGUGGUUACCUGAUCGCAAAAUGAACAGCUCUCUAAAUUAUAAUAAUGAUAUAAUAACUCAUAGAAACAUCAGUCUUACAGCUCAUGUUCUUAUCACACUGCAAAGUGUGAAAGAUUUGCCUGAGGGUUUGGGAACUCAAGUUGCUGUGAAUUCUGGUAAUGCAGUUAAGUGGUUGGAAAGAAAUUUAAAAUUGUUAGAGGAACGUGGUAAACCAUAUGAAAUAGCAAUAGUAGCAUAUGCUCUGUUGUUGGCAAAAGCUUCUACUGCCGGACAAGCUUUUAAUAUUUUAUCCAGACACGCUCGUAGAGAAGGAGGUUUGACUUAUUGGGGUAGAGAACCAGUGCCUCUUCCCCCUUACAAGCUGGAAAAUCAGAAACCAUUCUUACUCCCACGUUUACCGUAUCCAUAUGAUUCUGAAAAUAUUGAAACUACUGCAUAUGCUCUUCUGGUACACGUUGCACGACAAGAAAUAAUGAUAGAACCUAUAGUUAAAUGGCUAAAUGCUCAAAGAUUGACUGACGGAGGUUGGGCCUCCACGCAAGACACUGCGUGGGCGAUGAAAGCUUUAAUGGAUUAUACAGUUAGGUCUAGAAUCAGAGAUGUUAGCUCGUUGACUGUUACUGUGGAGGCUACAGCUCUUCCAGGACAGACUAAAACAUUAUUCGUUAAUGACAAUAAUCUUGCUAGACUUCAAACUAUAGAGAUACCAGAAGCAUGGGGAACGGUAAAAGUACAAGCAAAAGGUGCCGGAUACGCAAUUCUGCAGAUGUCUGUACAGUAUAAUGUGGACAUUCCGAAAUUCCAAACACAACCACCUAUCAGGUCUUUCGAUCUUGUCACAAGAGCAAACUUCCAUGGCAGAAAUCAAUCUCAUAUUUCGUACCUCAGUUGUCAGAGGUGGAUAAAUACAAACGAGUCAUCCCGAUCUGGAAUGGCAGUACUAGAUGUAGCUAUUCCAACAGGCUACAUAAUCCAACAACAAAAUUUAGACAAAUACAUCCAAUCGAAACAAGUAAGGAACCUUCAGAGAGCAAGAUUCCAAGAAAAGAAAGUUCUUUUUUAUUUCGAUUAUUUGGACCAAGAAGAGACUUGCGUGAACUUCACCAUAGAAAGAUGGUUCCCGGUUGCAAAUAUGUCACGUUAUCUCCCUAUCAGAGUUUACGAUUACUAUGCACCAGAGCGUUUCAAUGAAAGUAUAUUCGAUGCUCUGCCCACGUACACGCUAAAUAUUUGUGAGGUUUGCGGCAGUUCUCAGUGUCCAUAUUGUUCAAUUUACAAUACUGCCACCCUGUUGGCCGCGCCAACGGGUUUACUGCUCACAGUAUCUAUUCUGGUUGCUCUAACGAGAUAUUUUCGAACACAGGAAUUUAGUGUUGGAUAAUCUCGAUACCUAACGAACACAAAUCUAACGAAAAAUGAAAAGGGAAAGGUGAAUAUCCUUGGUUUUCAUAUUUUAAUUAAUAUUGCCAUGUUUUUUCUUAACAUUAACUCUCUA